Messenger RNA from Parasteatoda tepidariorum (common house spider), 1179 nucleotides. RefSeq names its product cathepsin L-like peptidase. NCBI's taxonomy places the organism in Eukaryota, Metazoa, Arthropoda, Arachnida, Araneae, Theridiidae. Gene Ontology annotation, biological process: proteolysis. Gene Ontology annotation, molecular function: cysteine-type peptidase activity. The record is from RefSeq and is a predicted model, not a curated record.
GAACAACAUGAAAAUCUUGGCAUUAUCUCUCCUUUUCACAGUUGUAGCAGCUAAUAGCGGUCUCUUUGAUCGUAAUUUGAACGAACAUUGGGAAAAUUUCAAGAGUACCUAUGGAAAAACAUACAAGGGACGUGAGGAAGCAAGUAGAAGAUUAAUUUGGGAGAAGCAUGUUGCUGACAUCGUGCGCCAUAAUCUUCAAGCUGACUUGGGCAUCCACAAAUUUAGACUAGGCAUCAACGAAUAUUCGGACAUGAGUCAUGAAGACUUUGUAAACACCUUUAAUGGACUUAAAAAGGAUGGUGCUCGAAGCAACAAUGGAAGUACUUGGGUUGAGCCUCUGAAUGUUAGAAUCCCUGACGAAGUCGAUUGGCGAGACAAAGGUUUAGUCACUCCAGUCAAAAACCAGGAACAAUGUGGAUCAUGCUGGGCUUUCUCCACAACCGGUGCUCUUGAGGGUCAACACAUGAAGAAAACUGGCAGCUUAGUAUCCCUGAGUGAACAAAACCUGGUUGAUUGUUCAUCCGCAUAUGGAAACAUGGGCUGUCAAGGAGGUUGGCCAUUUCAAGCUUUUGAAUACAUCAAAGCAAACAAAGGAGUGGAUACAGAAUCUUCAUAUCCCUACACAGCUAAGGAUGACCCUAAGUGCCUUUUCCAAAAACCAUAUGUUGGUGCCACUUGUACUGGAUUUGUUAACAUUCCUAGCGGUGAUGAAAAUGCUUUGAAAAACGCUGUGGCCACUGUAGGGCCAGUAUCAGUAUGUAUUGAUGCCGCUCAUAACAGUUUCCAAUCAUACAAAAAUGGAAUAUACUCAGAGCCACAAUGUUCCACAGAUCAAUUAGAUCACGCAGUUCUUGCAGUUGGUUACGGAAGUGAAGAUGGCGAAGACUACUGGCUUGUAAAGAACAGUUGGGGCACAACAUGGGGAAUUCAAGGAUAUAUUAAAAUGUCAAGAAAUAACAACAACCAAUGUGGUAUUGCUACAAAAGCUAGCUAUCCCCUCGUUUAAGUUUUGUUUGGGCAUAAAGUUUGAUAAACUGUGAUUAAAUGCCUUGAAAAUUUUCAUCGACUGAAUGUGAUUCAUUUAUACUUAUUUUCAAGACAGUUAAGCUCAGAAUUUAGUUACGUUAAAAAAAAAAUAUGUAAUACAACACAAGAAUAAACAUUUGUUUUAUUUCAUAA